CAUCCCGUUAACUCAUCUCGUGAUGUCGAGAGCGUCGAUGCUCGACGAGAACGGUUUAAAGAAGGGACCUUGGACGCCUGAGGAAGAUCGAAUAUUAGUGGAUUAUAUUGAAAAACAUGGUCAUGGGAGCUGGAGAGCUCUUCCAAAGCUUGCUGGUUUGAAUAGGUGUGGUAAGAGCUGCAGAUUAAGAUGGACGAACUAUCUUAGACCUGACAUCAAAAGAGGAAACUUUUCUAAUGAAGAAGAGCAAAUCAUCAUCACCCUUCAUGCAUCUCUCGGAAACAAAUGGUCGAUAAUAGCUAGCCAUCUUCCAGGACGAACGGAUAACGAGAUUAAGAACUUUUGGAACACUCACUUGAAGAAGAAGCUUCUCCAAAUGGGUAUCGAUCCAGUCACCCACGUGCCAAUGCCUUCCGAUCAUCAUAUGAACACUUUCUCAAAUCUUCAUCACUUGCUUUCUCUUUCCACAGCUCCAUGGGACAGUUCGUUAAGGCUACACACACAAGCUCACCUCCUCCAAAAUGUUCUACAAAUUCUAAACUCUCCUUCUUCUCUAGCCAUUUCAAAUAACCUCUUCAACACACAACAAAUCACAAACCUAACUUAUAAUCACCCUAUCGGAUCCUUUUUCCAAACCUUCCCAAGUAACAUACAACCCCUACAAGAACCACUAUCAUGUGACGACUACGCAACAACCGCACCUGCGUUAGGGUUGGAAAACGAUUGCAAUCGAGCGGAGUCUUUUUAUGACAUGAGCCAAUGCCCAAACUCACUUCCCGACUUGAUUCCAGCUUCUCCCGAGUGCUCGAAAAUACCAACCGCCAUAGAAAAUAAUUGGGGAGAUAUCAUGGAUGACGAAACUUCCAAUUCUUACUGGAAACAUGCGAUAAACCAAACUCCUCCGCCAUGGUCGGUCUCGUAGAGGUUCAGUAGAGGAUGUCAUUUCUUAACAACUCGUGGUGAUAUGUGAAGAGUUUUACAUU
Cucurbita maxima (winter squash) is the source of this 983-nucleotide messenger RNA. Its product is annotated as transcription factor MYB102-like. The coding region runs from base 23 to 922 and encodes 299 amino acids. The record is from RefSeq and is a predicted model, not a curated record. The transcript is spliced from 3 exons. NCBI's taxonomy places the organism in Eukaryota, Viridiplantae, Streptophyta, Magnoliopsida, Cucurbitales, Cucurbitaceae.